Messenger RNA from Pediculus humanus corporis (human body louse), 477 nucleotides. Its product is annotated as adrenodoxin, putative. The record is from RefSeq and is a predicted model, not a curated record. Lineage: Eukaryota; Metazoa; Arthropoda; Insecta; Psocodea; Pediculidae. Bases 1 to 477 code for a protein of 158 amino acids. Gene Ontology annotation, biological process: P450-containing electron transport chain; positive regulation of oxidoreductase activity. Gene Ontology annotation, molecular function: 2 iron, 2 sulfur cluster binding. Gene Ontology annotation, cellular component: mitochondrion. The transcript is spliced from 2 exons.
AUGUUAUCGAAUUACUUAAAAAUAAUAUUAAGUGGUAAAGGUUUUCCAAAAUUAUUGCAGAAUAAGUGUCCUUGGUUGUUGAACAAGGCUUGUACAAGGUGUGUUGUGACAAGUCAGCCAGUUUUGAAAAAAGAAGAGUUAGAAGUAACAUUUUGUUUGGCUAGCGGUCAAAAACUUUCAGCGAAAGGAAAAGAAGGAGAUUCUCUUUUGGAUGUUGUAGUUAAUAAUAAUGUUCCAUUAGAUGGUUUUGGAGCUUGUGAAGGAACUCUUACUUGCUCAACAUGUCAUUUAAUUUUUAAAAAGGAAGAUUAUGAUAAAUUACCCGAUAAACCGACAGAUGAAGAACUGGAUAUGUUAGAUUUAGCAUAUGAGCUCACAGAUACAUCCAGACUUGGUUGUCAAAUUUUGUUGUCUAAAGAACUUGAUAAAUUAGAAAUUAAAGUUCCAGCAAGUGUAAAUGAUGUCAGGAGUUCAUAA